Lepus europaeus (European hare) is the source of this 1468-nucleotide messenger RNA. It is a transcript of the gene HEXIM1, whose product is annotated as HEXIM P-TEFb complex subunit 1. The record is from RefSeq and is a predicted model, not a curated record. NCBI's taxonomy places the organism in Eukaryota, Metazoa, Chordata, Mammalia, Lagomorpha, Leporidae. Gene Ontology annotation, molecular function: cyclin-dependent protein serine/threonine kinase inhibitor activity; 7SK snRNA binding. The transcript is spliced from 2 exons. Gene Ontology annotation, biological process: negative regulation of cyclin-dependent protein serine/threonine kinase activity; negative regulation of transcription by RNA polymerase II. The coding region runs from base 85 to 1080 and encodes 331 amino acids. Gene Ontology annotation, cellular component: nucleus; cytoplasm; nucleoplasm.
AGACAGCAGUUGGAAGUUGGCAGGUGGAGAGGCAGGAUUCAGAGCCAACAUUUCGCAAACUUCGAGAAGAGGACUCCACUAGCCAUGGCCGAGCCCCUCUUGUCCGAGCACCAACACCAGCCUCCAACUAGCAACUGUGCAGGUGCUGCCGCGGUCCGGGAGGAGCAGAAGCCCGAGCGGCCCCCCGGCGCGGAGGAGCGGCUGCCCGAGGAGGACAGUAGGUGGCAAUCGAGAGCGGCCCCCCAGCCGGGCGGCCGUCCGGGGCCGGAGGGGGAAGGGAGCCCGCAGCCUCAGGCCUGCCUCGAACCCGGCGAGAAGAGCCAGAACGGGGGCGACCUGUCCGCGGCGGGGGAGCCGCGGGCCGAGGCGUGUCGGGACUCCGAGGCCGACAAGUUGGAGGCCCCUGCCGCCGGGGCCGAGGAGGCGUGGGGACAGCAGCAGCGGCAUCUGGGCAAGAAGAAGCACAGGAGACGCCCCUCCAAGAAGAAGCGGCACUGGAAGCCGUACUAUAAGCUGACCUGGGAGGAGAAGAAGAAGUUCGACGAGAAGCAGAGCCUGCGGGCCUCGAGGCUCCGAGCCGAGAUGUUCGCCAAGGGCCAGCCGGUCGCGCCGUACAACACCACGCAGUUCCUUAUGGAUGACCACGACCAGGAGGAACCGGACCUCAAGACCGGCCUCUACCCUAAGCGGGCCGCCGCCAAGUCCGACGACACCAGCGACGAGGACUUUAUGGACGAGGCGGGCGAGGAGGACGGGGGCAGCGACGGCAUGGGGGGGGACGGCAGCGAGUUUCUGCAGCGGGACUUCUCGGAGACGUACGAGCGCUACCACGCCGAGAGCCUGCAGAACAUGAGCAAGCAGGAGCUCAUCAAGGAGUACCUGGAGCUGGAGAAGUGCCUCUCGCGCAUGGAGGACGAGAACAACCGGCUGCGGCUGGAGAGCAAGCGGCCGGGCGACGACGCGCGCGUGCGGGAGCUGGAGCUGGAGCUGGACCGGCUGCGCGCCGAGAACCUCCAGCUGCUGACCGAGAACGCACUGCACCGGCAGGAGCGCGCGCCGCUGUCCAAGUUCGGGGACUAGGCCGAAACUUCCGGGGAGGGGGCAGAGGGGACUUUUUACAGUGAUGGAAUGUAACAUUAUAUACAUGUGUAUAUAAGACAGCGGACCUUUUUAUGACAUAAUCAGAAGAGAAAAUCCCCCGGCUUUGGUUGGUUUGGUAAAUUUAGCUAUGAUGUAGCUUGCGUGCUUUCUCCUGUUCUUUAAUUAUGUGAAACUGAAGGGUUGCUUUUCUUGUUUCCUUUAUAGAAUUUUUUUUUAUUAUUGUGUAAGUAAUUUGACCAAGGUAUAAUGCGUCUUUCUGUUUAAAAAAAAAAAAAAAUCCCCUCCUUAAAUGGAGCUAUAAGGUGGCCAAAUCUGAGAAUUGAUUACUUUACUCUAGUUAUAAUAAAUUUAAUAUUUGUAAAUGUAA